UAUAUUUUGUAUUUACAUAUAAAUACAUCCAUUAUAUUAUCUUACAAACCACAACACACAUACUAUCAUCAUCUUAUAGAGAGGAAAAACCAAAACCAAAAUCUGAAUUUUAAUUUAUAUCAUUUUCAUCAGAAGAGAAUGAGAGGCAUGGCGAAGAAGCUACUAUGUUGCGGAUCCAAGAAAUUUGCGUCCUCAAGAACAUCGGCAUUACCAGAAGAAGGAAGAGUUCGGGUUUAUGUUGGCAAGGAUAAAGAGAGUCAGUGCAAGCUCGAGGUUGAGGCUAACUUGUUAAACCAUCCAAUGUUUGAGGAUCUAUUGAGAUUGUCAGAAGAAGAAUUCGGACACUCGUACGAAGGAGCUUUGAGGAUUGCUUGUGACAUUGAUGUCUUCAUCAAUUUGAUCAAUCUACUAAAAAACCACGCAUCAUCAUAACCCAUCCCUUUGAAGUUGACAAUAAUAUUACAAAAUUAACGUAGCUUUUAUAUCAUUUUUCAUUAUUCUUUACUUCGACAAAAACAUGGACGAAGUUCAAUUCAUUUUUCUUUUGUUCUUGAGUAUUUAUUUAUGAUUGGAGUCUGAAGCCAAUGGACAUUUUUGUUGUUGGCAUCCUCUCAUUAUUCUUUUUAUAUAUUAGUAUUCUGUUGGUGACUCUGGACUUUUACUUUUUCUUGCGC
Molecule: messenger RNA, 674 nt
Organism: Eruca vesicaria subsp. sativa (arugula)
Lineage: Eukaryota; Viridiplantae; Streptophyta; Magnoliopsida; Brassicales; Brassicaceae
Source: the annotation of a GenBank genome assembly